AUGGCGCGCGCGAGAGAGAUCGAAGCCGUGCAGCCCGUCGUCGCCUACUACUGCAACUACCACUCGCUCACGAAAGCAAUCGAGUUGCGCGACGCCGCCGACACUUCCGCCAACCGCUUUGUCACGGGUCUCCUGGAGAAGUGCGAAACCGCCAAAUCGGCCCUGCCCCCCGGUGACAAAGACUCACACCGCGCCGCCGUGAUCGAGUUUGCCCUCACCGUCUUCGACCGCGCCGAUACGGACGAUCGCAACGAGCUCGCCACAAAGGACACCGCCCUCACUUUCUACGCGGCCAUGUGUUUCCUCGAGGUCUGCUCCGUGUUUGGUCCCUUGAGCCCCGAGCUCGACGAGCGUCUGCGCUACGCGAAAUGGAAGGCCGCCGAUAUUACAAAGGCCCUCAAGGAGGGGCGCAAGCCCAUGCCGGGCGCCCCCGGUGAGGCCGAGGCCCGCGAGAAGGCGGAGCGCGAGAAAGCCGCUGCGGAGGCUGAGAUGGGCCCCACCCCGCCCCCUGAAAUCCAGGAACGCGCCUUCCAGCCAGCGCAGGACACAAGUGGCGUCCCGCCCGCCCCGCCAGUGUACGAGUACGAAUCGCCUGCCGAGCCGCUCUACCCGCAGAGCAAGCCCCAUACGGAUUUUCCGCCCGUCGCCCCAAAGUACCCGUCUAGCGACGCGCCUUCGCCGUUGCCUGCGAUCAGAAAAACGCCCCCACAAGCACCCGCGUUGGAUCUCAAUACCGUGAAAGGCCCCCGUUCGCUGGAUAUCGGCGGCCUGCCGCCUCCCUCGCUUGAUAUCGCGGCCGUUCCCAACGUGCCCUCCAUGAAUAUUCCCACCACUGAGCAACCUGAAGUAAGCGCCUUUUCGAGCCCCAGCUUUUAUGAAUCAAUCAAACAAAUCGAGUCCUCCCUCCCGCCCGGUAAAGAGCAAACUCGCGGCAUGCCGGUGCCACCGCCGGAGGAGGAGACAUCACCAACUGCGGUAUCUCCGCCCAUGCCAGUAUCGCAGCCGCGCGCGACUAUGCCGCCGCCAAAGCCCGCCCCAGCGCCGAUGCCGUCCAAGCCAGCUGUACCGGAGCCUGCGCCAGUGCCACCGCCGGUUGUUCCCGUGGCGCCGCGUGCUGUGGCCGCGGCGCCGCCAGCCGUUGCCAUCGACCCCAACUUUCGACCAUCAAUAAAGCAGACACAGGAAGCGCAGCGGCUGGCCAAGUACGCGGCAAGCGCAUUGGACUUUCAAGACGUGAAGACGGCAGUACAAAACAUGGAGAGAGCACUGGGUCUCCUGCGUGGCUCGAUACAAUAGGCUAUUGAUGAUGACCGACUAGAGGGUUGCCGAACAAGCAACUACUGAUAGUGUGUAAAACAACUGCCAGAUCGCCAACAGUACAUUCAAGACUCAUUUGAACGCACCUCGGUGUUGGCUAAUGCCGAUUCUAUGCGUUGCAAGUAUUGCAACUCGGCCGCACGUGCAGACGCUUGACUCAGGUCGGCGGCCUCGAAUGCAUAUGCGAGAUCGGCAAGGCAUCUGGCAGUAGCCUCGUUCAUCUGGUUUCUCAUGUCGUCAAUUUUUCGGACAUCACUUGACGCCUCGAGAAUGGCCUCGCGUGUCUCGACAACCCAAGAUAGAAAGGCGGGGUCCAACGGGGGCGGCUGUCCCUCGCCCCGUAUAUGCAGUAAAUGUUUUGCCCGCGUUGCAGGUUUUCGCAACGUGGAGUA
Messenger RNA from Chondrus crispus (carragheen), 1709 nucleotides. RefSeq lists its product as hypothetical. NCBI's taxonomy places the organism in Eukaryota, Rhodophyta, Florideophyceae, Gigartinales, Gigartinaceae. The transcript has 2 exons. Gene Ontology annotation, biological process: late endosome to vacuole transport via multivesicular body sorting pathway. Gene Ontology annotation, cellular component: multivesicular body. The record is from RefSeq and is a predicted model, not a curated record. Bases 1 to 1296 code for a protein of 431 amino acids.